AUGGCGAGUGGGCUCGUGAUGAUUGUUAGUCUUGACAUUCCACCUUCCCCCCUCCCCUAAAGCCAUCGAUCUUCUUCUGGGAGAUAGUGCCCAAGUUGUAUGACAGGAUCUAUCCAGAGGACCACUUGAGGGCUAACUGUGCAAUCUCGUCUUUGUCACUCGGUUCUUGUUAUCAAUUGAGAUGACUCCUGGCCUGGGAUUCUUCUAUUCAGGCCUGCUGAGACGGAAAAAUGCGCUCUCGAUGAUCUUCCUCUCCUUGGCCGUCUACGGCGUCGUCUCCUUCCAAUGGUUCUUCUGGGGCUACAGUCUUUCGUUCGCCCCCGAUGCCUCUCCCUUCAUCGGCACACUCUCUCAGUUCGGAUUCAUGAAUGUCGACCUACAGCCGUCGAUCGGCGGGCCCAAGAUUCCUGCCUUAGGUUAUGCUAUUUAUCAGAUGAUGUUUGCAACCAUCACUCCAAUGAUUGCGCUCGGUGCCAUCGCUGAGCGAGGUCGCAUCGCCCCAGCGUUGGUGUUUACCUUUGUCUGGACUACUCUAGUCUAUGAUCCUAUUGCAUGCUGGACUUGGAAUCCAAACGGAUGGACCGCCAAGAUGGGAACGCUUGAUUUUGCCGGCGGAGGCCCUGUUCACAUGAGCUCUGGAACAGCCGCUCUCGCUUACAGCAUCUGGCUUGGCAAGAGACGUGGCUAUGGAACUGAAAAGCUUGCUUACAGACCUCACAACGUAUCGCACGUUGUCCUAGGAACCGCUUUCUUGUGGUUUGGAUGGUUUGGCUUCAACGGUGGAUCGGCCCUGGCUGCCAACUUGCGAGCUUUCCAAGCCAUCAUGGUUACAAACACGGCCGCUGCCGUUGGAGGGUUGACUUGGCUGUUACUGGACUAUUGGCAAGAGCGGAAAUGGUCUCCAGUUGGCUUUUGCUCUGGUGCGAUUGCCGGCUUGGUUGGGGUUACUCCUGCAUCUGGAUAUAUUGGAACCCCGGCGAGCGUCGCCAUUGGAGUGAUCACCGCGGUAAUUUGCAACUACUCAACCAAACUGAAAAUCCUACUAGGAUGUGACGAUGCACUUGAUAUCUUUGCCUCUCACGGUAUUGGGGGCUUUGUUGGAUCCAUCUUGACUGGGAUCUUUGCAGAUCAUCGGGUCGCUGGAUUUGAUGGAACCACAAUCAUUCCGGGGGGAUGGAUCAACCAUCACUACAUGCAGAUCCUGUAUCAACUCGGAAGCUCGUGCGCCAUCAUGGCCUACGCCUUUGUGGCCACUCUGAUUAUCCUCAUCGUCAUGAAUUACAUUCCCGGACUCUCGUUAAGGGCUACACCCGAGGCUGAGGUGAUUGGAAUUGAUGAACACGAAUUGGGAGAAUGUGCUUAUGAUUAUGCGCUCCUGGAGAGAGACCUCGAGAACGUUGACUAUCAUGAUGAGCUCCUGAAAGCCACCCGAGAAACGGGUGGAGCAUCAGCCGAGUCUCACACCGGCUCAACGGUGAAUAUGUCGCAACGUCAUCCAGGAAUCAUCACACCCGAAGUGGAACGAGUCGACGUGCCAGCAUCUAAUUCCAACUUCAAAAUGGGCUAG
This is a messenger RNA of Puccinia graminis f. sp. tritici CRL 75-36-700-3, 1567 nucleotides long. RefSeq lists its product as uncharacterized. Gene Ontology annotation, cellular component: plasma membrane. The record is from RefSeq and is a predicted model, not a curated record. The transcript is spliced from 7 exons. The coding region runs from base 182 to 1567 and encodes 461 amino acids. Gene Ontology annotation, biological process: ammonium transmembrane transport. Lineage: Eukaryota; Fungi; Basidiomycota; Pucciniomycetes; Pucciniales; Pucciniaceae. Gene Ontology annotation, molecular function: ammonium channel activity.